Clupea harengus (Atlantic herring) is the source of this 7369-nucleotide messenger RNA. RefSeq names its product kirre like nephrin family adhesion molecule 3b (gene kirrel3b). Gene Ontology annotation, cellular component: cell-cell junction; plasma membrane. Gene Ontology annotation, biological process: synapse assembly; cell-cell adhesion. Gene Ontology annotation, molecular function: cell adhesion molecule binding. Lineage: Eukaryota; Metazoa; Chordata; Actinopteri; Clupeiformes; Clupeidae. The record is from RefSeq and is a predicted model, not a curated record.
AGAGAGAGAGGGAGAGAGAGAGGAGAGAAGGAGGAGGAGGAGGGGGCGCUGAGAGACGCCGAUGCUCUGAGAUUGAGAAUGGAUCGGCAGUGAGAGACUGAGCGAGAGAGUGAGAACACAGAGAGCGUGUGUGCCAGUGCAAGAGCGAGCUUUUUCACCAUCAACAGGAGAGAGCGGCUGUCGGACAACAACACAAGAGUGACUUAAAGACAGACAAAAAACAGGAGGACGGGAAAGACGCACCGAGAACAAGAGCCAAGACGUUUUUGAAAAAAAGCUUAAGAAACAUCUGUCCAAUUAGACUGAGACAGACCCCACUUCUUAUUCCACUACAGGGACUGGCAGAGGGACUGUCAGCACCCAUCCAGAAGCACUACAUCAGUGGUGGUGCUGCUCCAACUUUCUCUCUUCCUACACACACUGUUUUUGAGGUCCCUCUCCCGCGGCAGAGAUGAUCCUUCGGGUCUUCCUCCUCAUCUGUCUCAUGGGUCACGGAGUAGGAGCCAGGUUCGCCCAGGAACCCCAGGAUCUGGUGGUGGUGGCCGGCCAGCCAGUCACCCUGCCGUGCUCCAUCCCUGGGUACCAUGGUGUCGUGCUCUGGAUCAAGGAUGGCUUGGCCCUGGGUGUAGGAAGAGACCUCUCAGGCUACCCUCGCUACACAGUGGUGGGGGACCACAGCUCGGGCGAGCACCACCUCCGCAUCCAGCGCGUGGAACUGAUGGACGAUGCUGUGUUCGAAUGCCAGGCCAUCCAGGCAGCCAUGAGAUCUCGUCCAGCCCGCCUCACAGUUUUAGUGCCUCCUGAGGACCCGGUUAUCAAUGGAGGACCGGUGGUGAGCCUGCGCGCCGGAGACCCCCUGAAUCUGACCUGCCAUGCCGACAACGCCAAACCUGCCGCCUCCAUCAUCUGGAUACGCAAUGGAGAGGUCCUCAACGGGGCCAUGUACUCCAAGACACUUCUCCGAGAUGGGCGGCGAGAGAGCACCAUCAGCACACUGUACAUCUCGCCCUCCAACAUCGAGUCCGGACAGCAGAUCAUCUGUCGUGCCGCAAAUAAGGCCGUUCCCAAUGGCAAGGAGACCAGUGUCACCAUCGAUAUCCAACAUUUGCCGCUGGUCAAUCUGUCGGUGGAGCCACAGCCAGUGUUGGAAGGCAACCUUGUCAGAUUCCACUGCUCCGCCAAGGCCAAUCCCCCAGUAACACAAUACAGGUGGGCCAAAGGAGGCAAUAUAAUCAAAGAGGUAUCGGGAGACACCUAUGAAGUCGUCGUCGACCACUCGUUCUUCACUGAACCCGUCUCCUGUGAAGUGACCAACCCCCUGGGCAACACAAACAUCAGUCGCAAUGUGGAUGUCUACUUUGGGCCUCGUAUGGCCACUGAACCACAGUCACUGCAGGUGGACCUGGGUUCUGAUGCUGAGUUUAACUGCGCCUGGACAGGAAACCCCUCCCUCACGAUUGUGUGGAUGAAGCGAGGAUCCGGAGUGGUGCUGAGCAAUGAGAACAUCCUGACUCUGAAGUCGGUGAGGCAGGAGGAUGCUGGGAAGUAUGUGUGCCGUGCCGUGGUCCCUAGGGUUGGGGCGGGCGAGAAGGAGGUCUCGCUCACGGUCAAUGGCCCUCCAACCAUCUCCAAGACACAGACAAAACAGGAGCUUCACGGGGAGAAGGGACAGAUUCAGUGCUACAUAACCAGCACUCCUCCACCAGACCGCAUUGCCUGGUCCUGGAAGGAGACAGUGCUGGAGUCGGGCACGUCUGGCCGUUACACGGUGGAGACGGUGAGCACGGAAGACGGCGCCAUCUCCACACUGACCAUGAGCAACAUCGUGCCCGCCGACUUCCAGACCAUCUACAACUGCACUGCCUGGAACAGCUUCGGCUCUGACACCGAGAUCAUCCGACUCCAGGAACAAGGUGGGACCCAAGCGUCCGUGCCGGUGGCUGUCAUCAUCGGAGUGGCAGUGGGGGCUUUCGUGGCCUUCAUCGUUCUCCUGGGGACCAUCGGAGCGUUCUGCUGCACCCGCGCCCAGAGGAAGGACGCACACCUGGUUAUGCCCUCACUGCCCGUCUCCAUCUGUGCUCAGCAGAGAGAACUUGCCAGCAAAAUUAAGACAGAAAACCUGAAAGGGGUGGUCUCAGCCAAGAAUGACAUCCGCGUGGAGAUUGUUCACAAGGACCACAAUGCAGCCAGGGAGAAUGAGGAACAUGCUGCCAUGAAGCAGCUGAUGAUUGAGCGGGGUGAGUUCCAGCAGGAGUCUGUUCUGAAGCAGCUGGAGGUCCUGCAGGAAGAGGAAAAAGAGUACCAGCAUAUUAAGGACCCAACCAACGGCUACUACAGCGUCAACACCUUCAAAGAGCACCACACCACCCCGACCAUCACCCUGGCGAGCAACCAGACCACAGAGAUGCGCACCCCGUCCACCUCCGCCACGGUGGGCAAGCAGCGCGUGCCCACGGGCAUGUCCUUUACCAACAUCUACUCCACGCUGGGCGCGGGCCCCAACCGUCUGUACGACUACAGCCAGCGCUUCGUGCUGGGCAUGGGCAGCAGCUCCAUUGAGUUGUGCGAGCGCGAGUUCCAGCGCGGCUCGCUCAGCGACUCCAGCUCCUUCCUAGACACGCAGUGCGACAGCAGCGUGAGCAGCUACAGCAAGCCGGAAGGCUACGUGCAAUUCGACAAGGACAGCAAGGCUUCCGCCUCAUCCUCCUCGCACUACUCCCAGUCGUCCUCGCAGAACUCGGACCUCACAAGGCCCCUGCAGAAGCGCAUGCAGACGCACGUCUGACCUGGCGGGUCUGACCGGGGGAGGCAUGCUCGAGCUGAGCUGUGGAGGGGGAGGGCAUAGUUGACUGCUCCAGGGCUGCAAGCCAGCAUUAGGGACUGGCCAAAUAAGGGAGGCUAGGGGGGGAGUUAACCUCCACGUUAAGCACAUGAGGUGUGUUGUUGGGGGUUUCUGGAGAAUUAUGACCCAACGUCAAGAGGACCUGACCAUCUUCCCCUGUUCUCCGAGCUUAUGUUUCAAAGAAGCCUUACAUCCCCCACAAACCUCCUGUUCUCACUUGAGACCCUGCAAGCCAUCAUCAUCUUUCCCCACUUUUUUUCCCACAGCAUUUCAGCUCUGUAGGCGCACAUCUUUUUACUCUCCGUGCCAUGACACCAUCGUACGCUGAAGAAAAAAUGUCAUUGAAAAAGCCUGUUAGCUUUCUAUUUAGCUUAAUGUCUAUGGGGUCUCUGUGAAUAGAAAGGACACUAGCCUGCCAGUGCAUAAUGUCAUUAACGACAGUCUAUUAGAGACCCACAAUACCUGGGGAGAGGAGAGGCUCGCAGUCCGAGGAAAUACUACUACUCUUUCUUCCCCUGAAUCUCCUCCUCUGUGUCCGGUAAAUAUCACAGAAAAGUGCUCCAUGCUGCUCUGUGGUCCUCUGAAGCACAACUACUGUAUGGAAGUGGGUGUCAUUUGUCAAGGCCCUCUCCCGCUUACAGAUAUGGCAAUCUCUCUCAUGUGGGUGAAAGGAAGCCCCCCCCCCCAAAAAAAAAAAAAACUCCUUCAAACUUUUUGAAAAUGAUUAAAAACGGCACAGCUCGCUGUUGCCGUGAUACCCAGCCCUCGCAACUGUUCUGAUAAGGGCUGCUGUGAUCUCAACCAGAGGGCCAAAUUUACCAUUUUUCAUUUUUUUGCCAUACGGAGAUAAAGGACUAUCACUGUAAAUUUUUCCAUCCAAUUUUGCAUUCUUUAUUUUUUCCAGCUCAAUUGGUUGAUUUUUGAAAAUGAACUUACACUGGGAGCUCAAAGGUCCCCGUGUCUUUUCUUGCCUUGUGUAGACUAUUUAAUAUGCUAGACCUUGCCACCAAAUGCUCACUGGAGUGGACGAGAACAUUUUUACAUCUGUAGGAGGAUUGCUGGAGUGGUUUUUGGCUGCCCCAUUCAUUGAAAUAGUGCAAAGAUCACACAAGGACUGUAAUGCACACUGUGCCAGUGUGGCGUGACGUCUCUCCGACACCUCUGAAAUGAUCUCCGUCAUCUGAAAAGCCUGUGAUGCCAAAUGUAUACAAUGCUAAUUGGAUUAUUGUGUGGCUUCAUUCUUAGACAAACAUUUUUUUUAAUUUACAUUUUUUUGCCAUGUUGAGGCUGAGCUGAUCCAAUUGUACUACUGUGAUCUUGACAUUUUCAAAGAUGAUUAGUUUAAUUUUGUUUUCAUGUUCUGCUUAUGAUUGAGUUCAUCGGACAAAUGCAUGCUCACUGUUUUAAGUGAACUGCACAUCCGAGUAGUCGGGAGUAUGACAUAAUACUCCAGUGACGUUAUGUUUGUUUUCAUUUCUUUUGAGAGCACUGGGAAACAAAACCACACAUACACACACAAUUCACACAAAAGACACAAUUCUUGACCCGCGUACACACUUUUAUUACGCUGUAGAUCCACUAUGCUUCUCCACUGCCAUCUGUUUCCCUGUGGUGACCACUUAGUUGUGACAUCUGGAGAUACUCAAUGCACAAAUUUACGCUGAAGUAGUGCAAAAACUGGUUCUUUAUUGACACGAUUAGGAUCUCUCUUUUUCUCUCUCUGUCUCUCUCUCUCUCUCCAUCUCAUCUUGUGUGUACCAUGCAUAGCCUCUACAGAAGCUCUGGAUCUAACUGGAAACCUUGAAACUGCGGGCAGAUGGAAUAUGAUCACUUAAAAGCCAGAAAAAGCCCCCUGUGCUGAGGGAUCAUGGGUGAACACCAGCCACCAUGUCUGUCCCCACGUCGCCAGGACGACAUCCUCCCCCAGUCAGAACCUCUCAGUGACCUUCAGACAGACCUGCCUGUGCCAUAAUGUUCGGCACUCAGGCAGGUCUACAGGUAUCACAACAGCCAAACCCAAACAGUUAGAGUAAGAAUGAGUUUAGGUCAUAUUUAAUUCAAGUCCGUUAUUUUAUAAUGUAUGUGGUUAUGAUUCGUGAGAGGAAUGUCAGCUAUAACUGGUCUUGUCACUAGUUGUAUUUUUUUUUCUACCUAAUUCAAAAUUCUCCACUUCUCUACUCUAUCUGCCUUUAUAUUUUCCUUUUUUUGUAUGUGAUCUGCUGUUUUAACCGUGGGGGUUGCUCGGGUGCUAGUAGAUAGCGCGUGGGCAGCCUCUAAAAGCAAGGAGAGAAGGGAGGAUGAGAGUGCAGCAGUUCUAUGAUGCCUAACAUCCCCUGUAUUCUGAUGUCCAAGAAACACCUCAGUCCUGGCUAGGGACAGACUGGUUGCUGUAAGCACUUUACGUAUGAUUACACACAUGGCAUUUCAGUGAGUACCAUGUAGAAGUGUUGGUGUUUCCUUCUUAUUUUAUACAUGGUUCUGUGUGCAGCCUCAAUGGAAAUGGCCUGUCUUUAUGCUGAUAAACUUGCCUAAAGCUUGGCACUCUGUAUAUAAGUCUUUAAUGCUCCUUGUAUAUAAGUUUACUGUUUCUUUUCUUUUUCUUAUCUCUGUCAACUGGUAUAUUAAGACAGAGAAAACUCUCACGUCAUCAACACUGUACAGACAAUCAUGUCUUAAUUUAUUUGCUAAAGCGGUUCUCAGUUUCAUCUCUGCUAACAAAUGGUUAGCACUGAAUCCCAUCAGAGCGGUCUGUCCGUAUAGGCAUCAGUAGGAGACUCUGUCAUGGAUGAGAUGUAACAUGUAUUCUCUAUCCCUCGAGCUAAAAGACCCUCCUCUCCAAAAGCUACUUCAAAUAACGGCCUGUCAGAGUAGACGUCAUAAGAAGAGGCUCUAGAAUAAAGACAGUGAAAUGGUGUUGUUUAAAAUGCUGCAGUGGUCCUUAAGUUUUCAUUGGUCUCCCAUGCCUAAGUUGCUGUAUUUGUGUGACCUACGCUGAUUCACUGGCUUCUGCUGGAGAUAAUGCUAUAUAAAGAUCUAAUGGCAAAGACACACAUGACACUCACCAACAACCCCUUCACAAUGCGGAGGUUUUUGUUGCAUUUUUACAUUUUAAAUUAAUCAUGUUCAACCCUGCCGCCAACCACCAGGCAAUGACUUAGGAUGCAUAUUCCCAUAAGAGUGCUCAAGCACAGACUCUUAAGACAGGAGUCUCUCUCUCUCUCUCUCUCUCUCUCUCUCUCUCUCUCUCUCUCUCUCUCUCUCUCUCUCUCUCUCUCUCUCACUCCCUCCCUCCCUCCCUCCCUCUCGGGCACUGCCGUCUCAUUGGCUCCACAGCCCAGCAGACGAAAGGGAUUAAUGACUAGUAUUAUGCCAUUUCUGCGUGUGUCUGCAUGCCUGCGGUAGUGCUCUUAUCACUAGUCCCUGGUGGGCUAGAGUAUGCCUGUUGGGCUCUCAGACCGCUCGGUUCUGGCGCCAGCUGGGCCUCACUGCUGCCCUGCGCCAAACAGAUGAGUAAAUAUGCCCGGUCCGAUAACGAGAGGUCAGAACCACCGCCUGAUGUGAAAGAGAGAGAGAGAGAGAGAGAGAGAGAGAGAGAGAGAGAGAGAGAGAGACAGAGACAGAGACAGAGACAACAUUUAUGGGUAUGCCAUCAUCCACUAACAGCUUUGGUGAGUCUAUUAAGCUACGGGCAGGAGAAAGUAUUGUUUUAAGCACCACAGAGGACUACCACUUCAUGCGUGCUCACUGUCAAGCCAGGGAGGAUGGCCACAGCAGUGGAGAUUGGGAAAGGGGAGAUGGAGGUGUGUUUGUGUGUGUGUGUGUUUGGGUGGGUGGGUUGGUGUGUGUGUGUGUCCGUGGGGGGGGGGGUCUCUGAUGGCUUGACAGUUCUCCUUGUAAUCAUUUCUGUGCCCGGUGGCUGUAUUGCAUCAGUGAAUUGUGCUCUGCAAAACCUUUUUGCUUGGUCUGAAUAAUGAAAAAAAAAAAAUGAAAAAAAAUAUUAAAAGUAUUUAUCAUGCCAAAACACAGACACUGCUGACAUGUAGCUCUGCGUGAAAAGGGUGGUUUACAAAGAACGGCGUGGUCCUGUUCUUUUUCUGGGUCUGAGUGAGUAGCUACACAUUGCUAGACUUGGGUGGACAGGGCCAUCACACCUGAGGGCCCUUGAUAACUCAUGACGAAAUUCCUCCAACCUCAGUACAAAUGCCACAAGCCCUUUCUCUGUCUCCCUACCCUCCUCCCAAUCAAUAUCUCGUUAGUCUUUCAAUAACAUGCUACAGUAACAAGAAAAGGUGUGUACACAGUCGUGGCAAAGAUCAAUAUAUAGCAAAUCAAAAGUUAUAAACUGUAUUGUCAUGGUGAAAAUAAAAAUAAAAGUCAUCGAGUAAACCACUAUUUUCAUGCAGUGGCCCUCUAUAUCAAUAGAAAGAAAAGAAAAAAAAUGUAUUUUACCUGUAUCAGUCUGUGAAUCUAUGAUGCUUUUGCUCUGUAUAUUUGGGAAAGAAAAAUGAAAACCAGAUAAAAACAAAA